AGGGCGGGACCGAGCUUCCUGCCCCGCCCCGCCGGGUCCCAGUCCUCAGGCACGAGUCUCGCAGCCACAGCAACGGCCUCUCAGAGGCGGCCGGACAGAACCUCGACGGUCGAAUCAACGACUGAAUCCCAGAGAACAGUGCAGGGCGCCAGGUCCCAGGGCCAGAUAUCAGAGCCAGGAGGGCAUUCCAGGUGUGGGCAGCCAGGCCAAAGACGUGGAGGUGAGGAUGUGUGUGACUUCUGGCUGAUCUAGGCAGCUGAGGGCGUCCGGAGCCAGGCCCACCCAGACUGGCCACCUGGGAGUUCCCCAAUAGCCUGAAGCCUUGGGCUCAGUUUUGUCAGCUGUGAACUGGGGCUUCGUCACUGAGCCACAGGAACACCUGGGCUGAGCUUCUCCCACCUGGCAGGCGUGGUGGCCUGGGACGCCAGUGGUGGGACAGAUGGACACCUUCAGCACCAAGAGCCUGGCCCUCCAGGCCCAGAAGAAGCUCCUGAGCAAGAUGGCCUCCCGGGCAGUGGCGUCCGCCUUCAUCGACGACACCAGCAGCGAGGUGCUGGACGAGCUGUACCGCGCCACCAAGGAGUUCACCCGCAGCCGCAAGGAGGCCCAGAAGCUGGUCAAGAACCUGGUCAAGGUGGCAGUGAAGCUGGGCGUUCUGCUGCGCGCCGGGCAGCUGGGCUCCGAGGAGCUGGCGCGGCUACAGCGCUUGCGGCAGCAGGCGCGCCGCCUGGCCAUGACCGCUGUCAGCUUCCACCAGGUGGACUUCACCUUCGACAGGCGCGUGCUGGCCGCCGCCCUGCUUGAGUGCCGGGACCUGCUGCACCAGGCGGCCGGCACGCACCUAACCGCCAAGUCCCACGGCCGCAUCAACCACGUGUUCGGCCACCUGGCCGACUGCGACUUCCUGGCGGCGCUCUACAGCCCCGUGGAGCCCUACCGCUCCCACCUGCGACGGAUCUGCGACGGCCUCACCCGGAUGCUGGAUGAGGACAGCAUAUGAUGACCUCCGACCCCGCUGCGGUUGCCUGCGGGGAGGGGGGGCGGGGCUCGAAGUGGAGCGGAGCUAACCCGUUCCUUCCUGUCUGACUCUGGCCAAUCACCCCU
This is a messenger RNA of Odocoileus virginianus texanus, 1104 nucleotides long. Lineage: Eukaryota; Metazoa; Chordata; Mammalia; Artiodactyla; Cervidae. The record is from RefSeq and is a predicted model, not a curated record.